AUGGGAUCGCCACUCUCUCCCAUAAUAGCAGACAUUGUUAUGCAGGAUCUAGAGGAAAAUAUACUGAACUCGUUAGAUAUAAAACCAGCGAUAUACUACAGAUAUGUUGAUGACAUCAUUAUGGUGGCCCCUGUCGACAGAACAAAUGAAAUACUAACAAAAUUCAACAACUACCAUAACAGGCUACAGUUUACCAUAGAAUAUGAAAACAAACGAAAACUUAGCUUUUUAGAUCUCUCACUUGUCAUCAUAGAUAAUAGAAUCUACAUUGAUUGGUACCACAAAGAAACCUUCUCAGGCAGACUUCUAUCCUACUUUUCUAACCACCCGGACUGCCACAAAAUUGGAACAAUAUACAGUUUGGUCGACAGGGCCAUAAUGUUGUCACACCCUAUGUUUCACCAAAAAAACAUAGAGUUCGCCAUCAGAGUAUUGUUGGAGAAUGGCUAUCCACUGAAUUUGGUAUUUGAAAAGAUUAAUAAAAGAAUAAAAAAACUUAUGAACGUUAAAGAAGAAGAUGCAAAUACAAGCACGAAUAACAAUCCGGAAAAAUCAAAUAAUUUUAUAGUCAUUCCAUACAUCAAUGGAAUUUCAGAAAAAGUCGAAUCGUUAAUUGACAAAUCCAAAUUCAGAAUAGGAUACCAUUGCCUAAAUAAACUGGAAAAAUUCGUCAAGGUACAUAAGGAUAAAAAUAAAAAAUUGGAGAAUAGUAAUGUCAUCUACAGAAUCAACUGCAAAGAUUGUGAAGCGUCAUGUGUUGGCCAAACGAAAAGGAAAUUAGAAACCAGAAUCAAAGAGCAUAAAUAUAAUCAAAGACUGGACCCUUCAAAACACUCAGUGGUAUCGGAACACAUUAUCAAUUACAAACAUGAAUUUGACUGGGACAACACAUUAAUCUUGGACGUUGAACGAAAUUGGAACAAAAGACUUAUAAGUGAAAUGAUACAUAUCAAACAACAGACUAACGGUAUACAUUCACAAACUGACACUGAAUUGCUGGACGACUCUUACUUUGACCUAAUAGACAAACUUAAUAACAAAUGA
Molecule: messenger RNA, 1044 nt
Organism: Vollenhovia emeryi
Lineage: Eukaryota; Metazoa; Arthropoda; Insecta; Hymenoptera; Formicidae
Exons: 1
Coding region: 1-1044 (347 amino acids)
Source: RefSeq, a predicted model, not a curated record